AGAGCGGGGAAACGGUAUUGCCCUAACGGAGCACAUCGAAUCGUUACCCUAACAGCGCCGUCCUCGGGCGACGACUGUACAACGCAGGAGACGUUUUGUGACUUGAAUUAAUAUAUUAUAUUAGAUAUUAAUAUAAGUUGAAAUAAAUAAAGAACGAUUCGCAGAAGAGCCCCAACACUUACAAAUUUAUUGUAACGAACCCUGGAAACGGCGAGUAUACCUCAGCAAUUAUACUUGUAAGAAGCAGGGGCAGCAAAAAAGCUUCGUUACAAUUGGCGCCCGAGCAGGGACCCUGCGGAUCGUAUGUUAUCAGGAAAACGACAUUUAGUACGGAGAUGACAGAUCUCAUGUGGGUAGACAACGUGUCCAAGGAGCAACUAAUCUCCUUCGCACAGAGUCUGGGAGUUGACCACAUAGGCACCACGCGGGAGAUUCGUAAGCGCAUAACUACAUUGGCAGCCAAGGCGCACGGAGACCCGGAAGUAGAAGAACAAUUUUUAAAAAUGGAAGCUGCAUACAAAGCAGGUGAGAUCGCUUCACGAGACGAAGGCGAUCAGAAGACAACCUUCCCAGCCGAUCAAGACAGAGGGACCGCGAGCACUUUCACGGAAUCAUCACGGCUACAGCCGCCACAAAUCAACAGGUUACUUCAACAGAACCACAUUGUUACAUUCGCACCCAUCAUCGACCAGGUGAGGAAGUGGUCCGUGAAAUACGACGGCGGGCGAGACCCAUUAGCGUUUGUCGAGAGAUUAGAAGAGCUCUCCGAAGUGUACAUGGUGAAUGUGGACAUUCUUCCAAGAACCAUGCCCGAAUUAUUGUGCGGUACCGCUCUCCAAUGGUAUCGCAACAAUAACGAACACUGGGAGAGUUGGACAACCUUCAAAAAGGACUUUCUGCGCUUCUUCCUACCAGCACGUUACUUCGAACGCCUCGAAGAUAACAUACGGCAGCGAAGACAACACGUUCGAGAAAAAUACAAGGACUACGUUCUAGCUAUGCAGAGCUUAAUGCGACACGUAGGGUAUAAUCCGGAAGAGCGACUGGAAAGAAUUUUUCGGAAUAGUCACACCGAUUAUUUGCUCCACAUUCAGCGGCGAGAUUUCGAGACGCUGGCCGAACUCAUCACACUGGCAGAAGAGUACGAAGGGAUAUAUGAAGGACAACGACGAGGAGUAGAGCCACCUAGACGCGAGAUGACGAAACACAUUAUAGGUGACCACGAGGCGAGACAUGUAAGUAGGCGGUUACCACGUGCACCACAACACCACGCGACGGUAGAUGCGCAUCGUCAGCAACCAUCUACGAGUGGAGCCGUUAGGCCGGGAAAUAUCUGCUUCAGAUGUGGUCCGGAAGGACACUAUGCUAGGAGAUGA
Molecule: messenger RNA, 1376 nt
Organism: Bactrocera dorsalis (oriental fruit fly)
Lineage: Eukaryota; Metazoa; Arthropoda; Insecta; Diptera; Tephritidae
Exons: 1
Coding region: 336-1376 (346 amino acids)
Source: RefSeq, a predicted model, not a curated record